Messenger RNA from Acanthoscelides obtectus, 8676 nucleotides. The record is from the annotation of a GenBank genome assembly. NCBI's taxonomy places the organism in Eukaryota, Metazoa, Arthropoda, Insecta, Coleoptera, Chrysomelidae.
CACUUCACUCAUCCCCAUUGUAGUUUGACAGAACAUAACAGCAAAACGUCAAAUGCUAGAGAGGGUCAGAGGGUGCUCGCAAACGUCAAUAAACUUGAACAUACACGAAGAACAAGGCUGCAUCAAACAAUGUCCUAGGUUAGUUAUUUAUAAUUAAAAGAGAUAAAAAAGUGUGUCGGUCGUUGGCUAUCAACCGGACUUGUGAUGAGGUAGAGUCGUCAAAGCAGCGAAAUGGCUGAUCCGAAAACUGGUAAGGAUAAAUUAGGUUCACCCAGCACAGGAAGUGAUGAUGGGAACGACCAAGACACCCAGGGAGCCAUAAAGCCGGAAUUAGAAGAGCCUGAUUUGGGUGAUAGUGCUCAUUAUGCGCCACCCGAGACCCUCUGGUAUCAUGGUAGACUUGAUAGAUACCAGGCUGAAGAGAGACUGUGGCAGUGCAACAAGCUGGGGGCCUAUCUAGUCAGGGAGAGUGACAGGAAACCAGGCAGUUAUGUGCUGUCAUACCUUGGAAGAACUGGAAUGAAUCAUUUUAGAAUCACUGCAGUGUGUGGAGAUUUUUAUAUUGGAGGAAGACAGUUUGCUUCAUUAAAUGAUUUGGUGGGGUACUACAAAGAAAAAAGUGAUUUGCUCAAGAGGGAGAGGUUGAUACAUCCAGUUCCUCCCCCUGAACCUGUCAAUGAUAAGAAGAGAGUUGUUGCUAUUUUGCCAUACACAAAGAUGCCCGAUACGGACGAGCUGACAUUCAAAAAGGGAGACAUUUUCUUUGUCCAUAAUGAUAUGGGCGACGGCUGGUUAUGGGUUACCGCCCAUAGGACUGGUGAGCAAGGGAUGAUAUUCAUGGAACUAGUCGAAGACCUGGAUGAUGAGGUGGAUCCGAACACUGUCUUCCCUUGGUUUCAUCCUAACUGCACGAAAAACGAGGCUGUCGAUCUACUUGUUAAAGCUGGUCCGGGUAGUUUUCUUGUACGACCGAGUGACAAUUCCCCUGGUGAUUAUUCCUUGUUCUUCCAUAUAAACAACCAAAUACAAAGAUUUCGCAUCGAAAAGAAAGGUGUGCGAUAUCUAAUGGGCGGACGAAUUUUCGAGUGUCUUGAUGCUGUUAUCAAUAGAUACAGGAAGGAGCAGAUUGUCGAGGGAUAUACUUUACAACAUCCUUUGGUAGUGGAUGGUUCUAAACAGUUACUAGACUGGUUACCGGAAAGUCAAAAGGCAAAAUCGGAAGCUGAGAAAAUCUACGCCACUUUGAGAGAAUGCAGAGAUCAGGCUGGUUUAAAGAAAAUGAGGGGCAUUAAACAUCAAGGUUACCUUCACAGAAAAUCCGAUAAGGCCGCCAAGAAAUGGAAACUGUUGUAUUUCGUCCUACUUGUGGAUGGUACUGAUACGCAUUUAUACCUAUAUGAGAAUCCUAAAAGGACAAAACCCAAAGGGCUCAUUGAUUUGUCCUGUGCAUAUUUGUAUCAGGUUCAUGAUAGCUUGUGGGAACGUUCACACUGUCUCCAACUUGUGGAAAGAGCACUUCCAUGCCUAGCAACUGUCACACAUUUGGCGGCAAGGUCUGUUGAAGAUUGUCAAGAAUGGAUGAACGCGUUGAAACCCUUAUGUGUCCCUCAGCUGAGUAGAGCUACCUCCAAAGUGCCAAGUUUAAGAGAAUUAAGGUGUCUCACUCUCGCUAUACUAGACGCUCACAGACUGCCUUACAAACUAGUACCACAGCCCUAUGUGACGAUACAGCUCAACAAUCAAGUGAGAGUAGCCAGGACAAGAGCCAAGUCAGGUCCUGAUCCUGUCUGGGACGAGGAAUUUGUUUUUGAUGAUGUGCCAUGUGAUAUUCUAUCAUUUACCUUAACUGUACAUAACAAAGGAAAAAGGGGGAAAGACCAGGAAGUCGCUGAGGUACAUGUGGAAUUGUCUUCUUUGGGUAAUGGAGAGGAGAGGGAGGAGUGGUAUACACUAUCUGGAUUAACACCUAUUGGAGAGUGGGGCUCCUUGAGGUUAAGAACUAGAUAUCUUCAUGAUUUGGUGAUGCCAGCUGAAGAGUACAGUCCUCUGCAGCAGUUACUGUUAGAGCCAGGACUCACUUCUGUCAAAGUUUUAGCCGAGAUAUGUCACGCUGACAGAGCUCCACUAGCGACUGCUCUGUUAAGAGUCUUCAGAGCCGAGGGAAGAGAAACUGAACUUCUUAGGGAACUGAACAGCGCCGAGAUACUUCGUGAAACUGAGACAUCGACGCUUUUCAGAGCCGCAUCUCUAGCAACGACACUGAUGGACUUGUAUAUGAGAGCAGAGUGUGGUGGUUUCUUGCAGGCCGCUGUUCUGGAAACAGUGUUAAGGUUAUUGGAAAGUAAACAGAGUGCCGAACUGAAUCCUGCGAAAAUGGAAUCAUUAGAUGACGCUUGCAGCAAUGCCGAGUUUCUUCUCCAGAUUCUAGAUCAGGUUGCAUUGAGCAUAUUUAUGUCACCAGACGCCUGCCCAAGAUCUGUACGAUACAUCUGUGGUUGCCUUCAGAAGGCAGUGAUGGCAAAAUGGCCCGAUGAACGAUUCGUCAGGACGCGAGUUGUCUCAGGAUUCAUCUUUUUGAGGCUGUUGUGCCCUGCUCUGUUGAAUCCGCGUCAAUUUGGCCUAGUGAGCGAACAGCCAUCGCCUAUGGCUACGAGGAGUUUGGUGAUGGUGGCCAAAUGUUUGCAGAACCUCGCGAAUUUGGUCGAGUUUGGAGGAAAGGAGCCGUACAUGGAGGUAGUCAACCCUUUCAUAUUGAAAAAUAAAGAACGGAUGGUGGUGUUUUUGGAUCAAUUAUCAAUGGUAAAUGAUCCAGGGGAACCCAGAAUCACCUCGAAACCAGACACUGCCAAGGAACUAGCUACGUUACAUCACAUUUGCGUCGCUCAUUUAACAGAACUACAAGCAGUAGCGAAGGUGAACACUAACAUUAAAACGUUAGUCACCGUCACAGAAAUGCUGGCGAAACAUAAGCAGAAAUAUCUGGAGAUGAUCAGAUAGUAAAUCUGAACAUCCACUACUUUUAUUUUGUGAUCCGUACGUUUUGUUUGAAAAGCGCGUUUAUGUACAGGGUAUUUUUUCUCUGAAGUAGCGUGCAUCAUACGUAAAGCGUGAGGUAAUACAUAUAGCGACAAAAUAUGUCACUUAUCGAGAAUAUUUCUUUUUGGCAAAAAUGCUUAACUCUAAAAUUCAAGAUAGUGGACCAAAUUUAAAUAACGCUAAUCAGGAACUCUGAUUUAAGUUUUCUUUAUACAGGGUGUUCUCAAAGUUAGGACUGCCCUUUACAGAGCGUAUAGCUCAGGCAAUAAUAGGCAAGUUUUCCUAAUAACACAUAUACCAAAGCCUUAGGAUAAGUGAGAUAUUAAGUUCUGCAUUACUCUGAAUAAGCCAUUCUGACCCUGCCUCCUACAGCAAUAACGUAUUUAUCGAUUUAAUGUUAGUUUACUGUGAAUGUCUUCAAGAUACUAUUGAUAAUCCGCGAAUGUAUUAGGGUAUUUCAAACGUCGUCAUCGUCCUUGAUAUUUCCAUCAGCGCUGCGAAGGUUUGUUUAUAGCGUGCAAAAGCCGUCUCGGCGGACACAGUAUAGAAGACGUAGACGUCCCUAAAUUGGAAAGAAGUAAACAAACUCGUGUUUUUGAAUCAAACAGCGACAACUUCAAGCAGUAAUUACAAAUGAAGCAUGUGACACAGGGUAGUACCUUAAAUGCAAUACCAAAUAAAUAAAGAGUAUUUUUUCAAUUUCUUUUUACGGUUUCGUUGCUGUUUUAGCGCAAAUUAACUUUGUUAUUUCAAAGGAAGUCGAUUCUGAAAAGGACAAUCCCGACUUUCGGGAUAAUGUUCUAACAAUACUAUAUCACAUACCUAGUUUCAGAAGUGAGCGCCGUAGGAUAUAAUGUGCGAGACCAAUAAUGGCCUUCUCAAGCGAUGUGUGUAUAGAUUUUUUCACUGCUAAUACUAUCAAAAAGUAUUCGAUUUUGCAUCAACUACGUUACUCAAAAUUACUUAUUUCUCAAUCAUUCUAAAAUGUUGCGAAACAAAAGUUCAGUAAUCCCCCUCGCUUGCCUGGCACCAACAAAACCACAUUUGUUUAAAAUCCCUUUAUUGAUCGACGUGUUGGAUCCAACGGUGACUAUCUUUAGGUUCUCAAAAGUGUCGAACUUGACCAUUGGGACCGACACGUCGUUCCAUAUACCAGGAGAAACUACGUGAAUGCUGUUCGUGCUGUAAAAACAACCGUGGUUGACUUGAUGUAUGACCAGUGGUACUUUGACGUGGUUGCCAUGUUGGGGGAUUUUUCCACAAAUUCAGGGGAUUUUCACUUAAGGAAUUUUUUUUGGGAUGUAAUGCUCUGAAGGAUAUCACACGUUUCGCGGACAGAGAGCAUCCUCUCGCUCUUUGAACCAAACUUACCCCUUUCCAUUAGUUAACUGUGAUUUAGGGGAUUUUUUUAGAAAAGGAACAAUUCUAUAGGAUUUUUGUGCUUGUUCUGGGGAAAUUCUAUCCGGCCCAUCUGUAAACGCUGUGCUGUGAGAGAUCCGCCUUAUGAACACUUUCAACAUGACUUUUAUUAAUGAUAAAUAAUAGUAAAAUAGAUUGCAAAUUACAAAUUUGUUCAACCGUGUAAGGGUUCCUGCACUUGAUGAGCCCAAAUUCGAUCCUGAGCUUUUCGGAUACCAAAAUGUCGUGGGGUGGGUUCUUUAAUAGCACACGGUUAAAGCACUUUAUUUUCACGCUGACUACAAAUAUUGGCCCGACAAUGCGGUUCGGAUGGGUUAGCAGACGCACCCGCAACCUGCUUCCGUUAACUAUCCAGGGCCGACUGUCCCUUCCCCCGCGUUGAUCACAUACACUUCUUCGUCCGGUACGCACUCACUACCUGAUCACUCUCCAGUGAGGUGUUUUCUUUAUUAUUCAAAACCACUUCAACCGGUUCUCCUGGUAUAUAGGCUCCAUGCGUCGUUAAGAAAAAAUAUGUUUAAAGGUUAUGUGGUUUUGAUUCCACCAGACACCAUGGUGGAUUAUCGACAUGAAAGCCAAAGGAUAAUUUUCAGAUGUAACAUAAAGUUCAGUUAAGAAGCUGACACAAUGAAACUGGUAGGAUACAAUAUCAAUCCACAUUAUUACUGAUUUUAUUAUUUGUUUUUUUACAUUGGGGGAGAAAUCCUACUUCUCUAUAAGAUAUUGCAGUCAGUAAUGGUAAUUUAUCGGGUUAAUAGUGAAAAAAUAUAUCUUUUCGCUACUUUAGGUUGCCUACAUCAGCUGUUUCCAAUCAGUUACAAAGAGGGCUUUGAAAAAUGUGUUUUAUCCCGUUUGAAGUAAAUAACCUCACCCUUUACGUAUAUUUUCGUUUAUUAUACUUUCUAAUCGAGUCUCAAUGAGAAACACAUAUACUCAGGCAAAAAAGUCGCGAUGUAUGUAGGGCGAAUCAAAAAGUAAUUGCAGAAAAAUUGAAAUUUUUAGACUGUAUAAUUUUCGUUUUUAUAAGACUGUCAAAAUGAAUAUGAUCUAAGUCAGUAAAUGAGUAGGAUGCCUAAGUAGAAAAUGUAGGUGAACGCUUCUAUUUCUUCAGUUUCCAUAUUGUUUUUGAUGUUUUUGAGUAUGAGUGGUUUAAAUAGUGACGUGGAAGUUAUCGCAAUUUUGCCGUUUAUUAACCGACAUGCUGGGAAAAAUCUACAAUAGUCAAGGAGAAGAUGGAUAGUUUUAAGGGAAAAAAUCAUGCGGCGUUAAAUGUCUCUAAAAAUAUUUUUCUAAACGCUUGUAUAUAACUAUAUUAAGAAAUAAAGUUUUGUUAAAACUUUUUCUCAAAUUAAAGACAGCGGGAGUCUUUCGUGGAAGAUUCAUACCAUACCCAAUUCACACGGUUAUUUGAGGUACAAUAUGCACUUUCGAAAUAUAACUUCAAGUUUAUUUUCUCGAUAUUGUCGAGCUUUGAAUAAAAUUGCGAUAGUUUCCAUUUCAUCCUAUUAUUUCUGUUUAUUCAAAGAACGUUGGAUGUUUUGAACGAUGAGACUAUGGAUAUGAAUAUACCUUUAAGCUUAAAUUAGAAUAUUAUUUGCCAUAACUCGUUCCAAGGCCUUUUAGAAUCUCGCAUUUUAUUUACUUUUCAUUUCACGUGCACUUUUACUCUUAUUUUAUAUUUAUUUGAAUAAAUAAAAUGGAAAAUUAUGAUUAAUGUUGGGCAUUAUCUAUCGUAUAUUUUCAAAAUAAGGAAAUGUGGAGCUUAUGUCAAAGUACCUCAAAAAGUAGGAAAAGUGAAAUGGCCAUCAGAAACCAAAGAUAUUUAAAGUUUGCAAAAAAUUUUCUACAUUGAAAUUCAUUAUUCAUUGCUGUUCCCACCUUAUAUAUUUCUAAUACAUGUUCAUCUAUCUUCAUCGGUGACAUAUACAAGGUGUCCCAUAAAUAACACUGCAGAGUGACACAAGAGGUAGAUUGGCUUCAGAUCACUCAGAUAAAACCAACAUACUUUAGUAAAAGUUUUCUAAUUUUCGAGAUAUUGCCACUUUGAAGUUUUUACAAAAAAUCUACUUUUUGUUCCCUUUUUGCCUGUUAUGGCUAUAAAGAACUUCUAUCUUAUUUUUUUUUUCCUGGCCGAGCAUUCAUAGUAGGUUGAGACAACCGAGUAUUCAUUUCAUUGAAAGCUAGCACGGUAUGCUAAAAAAAAGAUUACAUUUUUUAUCAAUGUGAAAACCUUUACUAAAGUUUGACUAACUACUGUGAAAAAUACAUGUACCAGACCGAAUCAGCACAGUAUCUUAAAAAGGAGCCUUUUAAAAUAUUAUUUUUUUAUUUGUAGUAUUUCGCAAGUAUUACGACUUCUAUGACAAAACUUGGAAUGAUUCAGUUUUUAGUAAAAAGACCCUACAAAUGUUAUACUAUUUUUGAAAGAACAUUAAAUAGCUAGCUUUUAUGGUCAUUUGCCGAUUCAGGUACAUUUUUUCACAGUAAUUAGUCAAACUUUAGCAAAGGUUUUCGCAUUGAAACCAAAUGUAAUAAUUUAGUUUUUUAAACAUACCGUGCUAGAUUGAAUGAAAUGAAUACUCGGUUGUCUCAACCUACUAUGAAUAGUCGGCCAGGAAAAAAAAAUCAUAAGUUAGAAGUUCUUUAUAGCCAUAACAGACAAAAAGGGAACAAAAAGUAGAUUUUUUGAAAAAACUUAAAAGUGGUAAUAUCUAUAAAACUUUUAUUAAGGUCAUAUUGAUUUUAUCUGAUUGAUCUGAAGCCAAUCUACCUUCCGUGUCACUCUGGCGUGUUAUUUCUGGAUCUAUAUUGCCAUUCAUUUUAACGCUUAAACUGUUUUUGUCUCGGUGGCCGUGGAUAAAAGGCGGGUUGAAGCUAACAGUUGGGUAAAUCUAAUUUCUUGGUCAUUUCACAGUAUUUUUAUAUAACCAGAUGCAGGGAUGCUCCAUCUUUCCACUUUUGCGAAUAUGCUCGUAUUUUAUGCUUUGGCAUAUUGUUGCAUGUGAGCAACAAUGCGUCGUAUUUACUUCAUAUAUUUAUGAAUAUUUAAUCACUUAAAAAUAUUUUGCAUUUAUCCAAAACACUUUUUAAUCACUAUUCCUUGUAUCGCACAAUUUAUUGUGAAUUGAACAAUAUUUUUAGUACCGACAUGUUUGCUUUUAUACUUUUACCGGUGCCUAAGCUUUCACAGAACCACAAUCUAUUCAAUAUAAUGCCAAUCAAGAAACAGGUGCACAACCCUUCAGUGUGAAUAGUUUAGUACCUCACCUGCUUUAUCUGGAGAUAAUGGACGCAUUCAGAAAACGAGCCAAUGGGCACAAGAGGCACUUGUCCAUGGGUCUGGCUUGAUGGGGGAGCGGCAAAAUCAAAUGAAAUAUCCAAAAAUGCUUGUUAAAUUUUCACAAUCGGCAAAGUAGGUCCAAAGAUUAUCUGUGCCAAGGGGCCUGUAUGGCUUAAGACAGCCCUGGAAAGAAGUGCUAUAGCUCUGUAAUCAGCAGCUAUUUGAAUGGACACUGACAUUAAGCACUUCAACACUAACAUUCCAUAAAUGGACUCAAUGUCAACUAUAUUUUGAACUACUGGUAGUUUGCAUUCAAAUGGCCCAAUACGAGUUCGAGUAUGUUCACUUUUUCACUGUAGCAGACCCUAUUUAGUAAUAUUUGGUACAGAUUUAUAAAAAUCUUGUGAAAUAUUUUUUUUAAUUAAGUUAUUGACUUUAUAUUUCCUAUUAAUAUAUUUUUCAUUCGUCCGACCACAGACGGCCAUCCAUGGACAUCAAUCAGUCUUGUGGUACACAUCACUAUGGUCUAAGCUUGGUCUCAGUUAGAGCAAUGAAUGAAAGCUGUGCAUCCUCUAACUGAAAAUAUUUUUCUGGUUAAAAUAUCAUUGCUAUUUAAAGAAACAUCUAAUAACCUAGCUUGAACAUUUAGAAGUUCCAGAUAAGUAUUAAUUAAAUCUUUUUUUCAUAUUAUCUUGAAUGGAUUGUAUCUUAUCUCACUAUAGAACUAUUAUUGGCAUCUUAAACCAAUAGAAUGCAUAGAACUGUUUUGUAAUGUUUUUUAGUAGGUAGCAUGGAUUUGAUAUAGAUUAUGUGUGAAACUUUUUGUUGAAAGGUUAUAUAGCAACAUGAAGUAUAUGCUACUUACAUUGUUUAUUAAAUUUUCGUGUUGUAGAUUUUUAAAUAUAUUAUCUCAAAUAUAGAUCACUGUAUACUAUUCCUUC